AUACUGAAGCCAUGGUGGGACGUCUUCAUGGAUUACCUCGGUUUCUUCAUGUUCAUGUUCACCAUCUUUGCUGGAUCGAUACAGUUACUCAAAGAUCAGGUGGCAUGUUUUCCCGUUCUAGAGGACAGUUAUAACGCAUCAAACACAAACUCAUCCACGACACCUAACUCAACACACAGAGUCAGCACUGAGCCUCAACCCAAAGGACACAAAGCAAACUUGGAUUAUCAGCAAUACACUUUUGUCAAUCAGAUGUGCUACCAUAUUGCCAUGCCCUGGUACUCAAAGUACUUUCUUUACCUUGUCCUGAUUAACACUGUCAUGUUGAUGCUAAGCAGCAAUUUUUGGUUCAAAUAUCCAAAGACCAGCUCAAAGAUCGAACACUUUGUGUCCAUCCUUGGCAAGUGCUUUGAAUCACCCUGGACCACAAAGGCAUUGUCGGAAACUGUAUGCGAAGACUCCGAAGAAAACAAGCAGAAACUCUUUGCUGGCCAGUCUGGUCCUGAGCAGCUGUCCUCAGAUAACCAAGAUGAGCGUGCCAACUCACCUCAACCUGUGUUAGGAAACAACAGCAUGAAGUUCUCCGCUGAGAUCACUCCUGAAGGUCCAAGUAUGACCAUUUUGGAUAAAAAAGAUAGCGAGCAAGCCAAGGCUCUUUUUGAGAAGGUUCGGACUUUCCGAGCUCACGUUGAGGACAGUGACUUCAUCUACAAUGUCUAUGUCACACAGAUGGUGAUCAAAGUGCUCAAGCUAAUCGUUAUCCUGGGUUACAUAUUAGCCUAUGCUGUAGACAUCAAUUUUAUUCAUAUAUGUGUACCCGAGGUGGAGUUCUUAGUUGGGUAUGAUCAAUUCCUCUGCAUACACAAUAUGUCCUCCGUACUGACAAAGCUCCUUUAUAUAUUCAUGACUAUAAUUGUACUUUAUUGCCUCCUGUGCCUGUAUGCACUUUUCUGGCUUUUUCAAGAUCCACUCAAAGAAUAUUCAUUUGAAAAGGUCAGAGAGGAAAGCAGCUUCAGCGAUAUCCCUGAUGUCAAAAAUGACUUUGCAUUCCUCCUCCACAUUGUUGACCAGUAUGACCAGUUACACUCCAAGCGAUUUGGCAUUUUCCUGUCAGAGGUCAGUGAAAACAAGCUACGGGAAAUUAGCCUUAAUCACGAAUGGACGCUAGAGAAACUGCGUCAGCAUGUAACCAGCAACGCCCAAGCCAAGCAGGAGCUGCACUUGUUAAUGCUUUCGGGACUGCCCAAUGCUGUAUUUGACCUCACCGAGCUUGAAGUUCUUAAGCUAGAACUCAUCCCUGAAGUCCGGAUUUCAGCUAAGGUUUCCCAGAUGACCAAUUUACAAGAACUUCAUCUCUAUAACUGUCUUGCUAAGGUGGAGCAAACAGGUUUCACUUUCCUCCGAGAUCACCUUAGGUGCCUUCACAUGAAAUUUACUGAUGUCACAGAAAUCCCUCCAUGGAUUUAUCUUUUGAGCUGUCUCAGGGAACUGUACCUGAGUGGUAGCUUAAACUCAGAACACAACAAAAUGAUUGGUCUGGAAUCCCUGAAAGACUUAAGGCACCUAAAAACAUUAUAUCUCAAAAGUAACCUCGACAAACUACCCACCCACCUCACAGAUCUCUCUUCACACCUCGUCAAGCUGGUUAUACAUAAUGAUGGGACUAAAUUGCUGGUACUGAAGACUCUUAAGAAGAUGACAAGCUUGUGUGAGUUGGAGCUCCAUCACUGUGACCUGGAGAAGAUCCCCCCUGCUGUUUUCAGCUUGACAAACCUGCAAGACUUGGAUUUGAAAUCCAACAGUCUCCAGACCAUUGAAGAGGUCAUCACCUUUCAGCACCUUAAGAGACUGACGUGCCUUAAGUUGUGUCACAACAAAAUCAUCGCUAUUCCACCAAACAUAAAUCGGGUGAGGAACCUCGAGUCCCUCUACCUCUCCUACAACAAACUGGAGACUCUUCCAUGUACUCUGUUUUACCUCCCAAAGCUCAGGUACCUGGAUCUCAGCUACAACUCCAUUUCGGUGAUUCCAUUUGAAGUGGGAUCUCUCCAGAACCUACAGAACUUUGAUAUCACAGGGAAUAAAGUGGAGGUUCUUCCCAAACAGCUGUUCAGAUGUAUCAAAUUGAAAGUCCUCUGUGUGGGGAACAACAGGAUCACCAUCCUUCCUGAAUCCAUCGGACAGUUAACACAACUUGUUCAACUUGACGUUAAAGGGAACUGCUUGGAUCACCUUCCCUACCAACUUGGUCAAUGCCAACAACUUAAUAAGAGCUUAUUCACUGUAGAGGAUCACCUUUUUGACACACUUCCACUUGAGGUAAAAGAGCAAAUGAUGGAGGUGCCAAUGUUUCCAGUUUAACUGGAGGAUUGAUGU
This is a messenger RNA of Neoarius graeffei (lesser salmon catfish), 2376 nucleotides long. It is a transcript of the gene lrrc8da, whose product is annotated as leucine rich repeat containing 8 VRAC subunit Da. NCBI's taxonomy places the organism in Eukaryota, Metazoa, Chordata, Actinopteri, Siluriformes, Ariidae. The record is from RefSeq and is a predicted model, not a curated record. The transcript is spliced from 2 exons. Gene Ontology annotation, molecular function: protein binding. Bases 28 to 2361 code for a protein of 777 amino acids.